This is a messenger RNA of Blepharisma stoltei, 2886 nucleotides long. The record is from the annotation of a GenBank genome assembly. NCBI's taxonomy places the organism in Eukaryota, Ciliophora, Heterotrichea, Heterotrichida, Blepharismidae.
AUGGAAGCUGAGCGCAAAAGAUUUCAAUCAAACGAAUCCUCUGACGAACCUCAAAUUUAUACCCCAGAUCACUCUGAAUUACUGCUUCAACUUCAAGAAAAAAUUAAAUCUCAAGCUAUCCGCUUACGAUCCCUUGAGCAAUAUAAAGAGCUAUGCGAAGCAAGAAUAACUGAAAUAAUCCCUGGCCACCCACUUCCAAUCGAGCCAGACAUGCUUGGCACUUCUUCAAAUCCUUUAUCAAAACAACUAGAAGAUGCUAACUUAAAGAUUUCCCUUCUUCAAGACCAACUUUCCCAAUUCAAUGCUCGAUUUCGCGCAGAAUCCAAAAAACCAGACAGCCAAAACGAAAAUUUAGAAGACCUGUACGUAGAUUUACGGCAUAAAUUUUUAGACCUGUCAAAAGAAAAAGCCCUCCUCGAAGAGAGCUUAAGAGCAGAAAUUUUGGCAUCAGAAGAACAAAAAGUCUAUAUUGAGGUUUUAAAAGAAACAUUAGAAAAUCAUAUAGAAAAACUCGGACUGUCUGGAGUAGGUGCAGAUGCAUUUACCCAGUACGCUAAAGAAAAAGAGCAAAGCGACGAAAAUAGAAGACGCAGCGCCAAGAUGCAGCACACACUAAAAGAUCAAGAAGUGAGGAUAAAUAAACUGGCCGAAGGUUUAGAACAAAAAAGCGCUUUAUGUAAAGAAUUGGAAUAUGUCCGUGAUGAACUAAAAAAACAAUUGAGCACUGCCACCUCUGCUUUGCAAUAUAAUGACAAUGAAAUCCAUAGACUUGAAGCAGAAAAUUCUGAAUUAUCAAAAAAUCUUGAAGAAGCUACAUAUAAACUCAAUAUACUUACCCAAGACCUCGAAAACGCUCAGAAUUCUCAUACAGAUUUGCAUGAAGAGCACUCAAAAUUAAAAGAAAAUUUAGACCAAGAAAAAGGACACAAAGAAAAAUUCGAAAAAGAGCUGGAAUCCUCCAGGUCUGAACAUGCAAGAAAUGAAAGGAGCCUUAGAGAAGUUCAACAAAGCUUUAAUAAUUUAAGAGCAAGGAUAGAAGAAAAAGAGAAUGAAAUUACUAUAAUAAAAGAAGACCUGCAGCGGGAAACUGUACAGAAGCAGUCAAUAGAAAGGGAAUGUGAAGCUUUGAAUGAAAAAGUGAAUUUAACUGAAGGGAAACUAGAUGAAACAGAAAAAACUUUGGAACAAUCCAGAAAAAGAGAAGCACAGACAAGCAUAAAUUUAAGCCAAAUCCAGUCCCAGCUAAACCAAGCUCAAAUUUCUCUAACAAGCUUAGAGACAGAAAAUAAAGAAUUGCAAAAAACGCUUGAAAAUAAAACCUUUGAUUAUGAAGAGCUGAAAAUCCGGAACGAGUCUAAUCUUAAACAAAUUGAUGAACUUCGUUUUGAAAUUGAAAAAAUGUGGAACGAAAAGCAAGAAACCUAUCAGCGCGACCAAAGCCAAGUCAAAGAAAUAAAUGGGCUUUACGCAAGAUUAAAUGAAAACCAGAAAAACUCUGAAAUCAUGCAAAAUGAAAUAGAGAAUCUUAAUAAUGAAAUUUUAAAUUUACGUGACGAAAUAGAGAAAUAUAAGUCAAGCCUGCUAAUUGCCUCAGAAAAGAGGGACAACUAUGCUAGCGAGCUUAGGAGCCUUGAAUCAUGCCUGUCUCAAGAGCGCACCAACCAUCAGUAUUCUCAAAAUGAAAACACUUCAAUGAAAUUGCAAAUAGAAGAAAUAACAAAAGACUUAGCAAUCCAAAAGCAUCAAUUAAAAGAAAAAGACGAGCACCUAAAAGAAUCUGAAAUCACAAUAAAUUCAUUCAAUGACAUUGUAAAAAGGCUGAGAGAAGAGAUUGAUGGCGAAAGAAAUGAAAGAAGAAAAAUCACUGAAGCUUAUGACAGGCUAAGCUCAGAUUUUGAUAAACUUAAGGACGAAAAAAAUAAUUUAGAAAUUCAAAUUGAAGAAUGCUGCAAAAUUGGAGGAGACUUAGUUGACAAUUCAAAAGAAUUAAACCUCACAAGCGUUUUGGCUGAGUUUUUAGCUUCGUGGGAUCAGCUUCCAGCUGAAUUAAAUUCAGUUCAAAGAUGGAUGCAAUUGGUCAUUGAAGAAAUUCUCCAGAAAUUUGAAAAGAAUUUACAGCUGUCAAGGGAAAAUGAGCAGGCAAAAUCACAGAUAAACUCUUUGCAGAGAUAUAUAGAGGAGCAUAACAGAGAAGAAAAUUUGUUAAGGAGCAAAGAAGAAAUGCUGAAAAAUAGCUUAGACGACCUUUAUAGUCAAAAUAUUCAAGUUAAAGAAAACCUCCACACUGAAAUCGCAGCUUUGCACAGAGAAAUUAUAGGACUAAGGUCGAAUAUUCAAAAUUUGCAUGAAGAUAACGAAAAAUUAAAUGACGAAAUUCGCAAAAUUUUGCAGGAAAACCAAAGCAUUAAAUCUUUAAGUGAAAGCAAAAAAGAAAGCUUAGAGCGAAAAAUUUCACUAAUUGUCAAGCAAAAAAGAGACCUAGAAGAUAUGAUGACGAAAUUCUGGAGAUCAAAAGCAAUUGAUUCUAAAAGAAUUUUUGACGAAAUUAUGAGAAUAAGAGCAGAAGCUGAAAGGUGUGAAAGUGAAAAAUGGAGGCUAAGUGAGCAGUUAGAUCAAAAUGUGGAUUUAAAUACAAAAGAUUCAAUUAAAAGACAGAUAGGGAAAUGUGAUGACCAAUAUUUAGAUUUUAAGAAAAGGCUAUAUUCGUUAGAAAAUGAACUAAUUGAAAAUGAAAUGAAAGAAAGCAGGAAAAAACUUAUUGGGGAUACAAGAAAUUAUAGCUUGAUUAAUGAAAGCGGGGAUGGGAUGACAAGAGAAUCUUUGUCAAGAUCAGCUUAUUUUGAAAGCCCAAGAAAUUCUUAUGUGGGGAGAAAUCCACGCCAAUAG